This is a messenger RNA of Dichomitus squalens LYAD-421 SS1, 225 nucleotides long. RefSeq lists its product as uncharacterized. The coding region runs from base 1 to 225 and encodes 74 amino acids. NCBI's taxonomy places the organism in Eukaryota, Fungi, Basidiomycota, Agaricomycetes, Polyporales, Polyporaceae. The record is from RefSeq and is a predicted model, not a curated record. The transcript has 3 exons.
AUGUGCCAACUGCGCGGCCACGGACAGUACGAGAGGUCUGAGAAGGGGCCUAGCUUGGAGGACAUCACAGAGGAAAAAGUGCGCACGCCUGGUUCGGAGGAUGAUAUGGGAGAAGAGGACGUAGAUGCUACGAGGAUUGAGUUGACGACAGGAAGCGCUGGCAAGGGGAGCAUUGUAGAGGCGUCCGACGGUAGCCCGACGCAGGAAGAGGCCGGACAGACAUAG